CCAACUUUACUCAUUCACAAUUCGCAUUAAUAAAUGACAAGACGUUAAUAGUUCGUGGCAAUGAUCUACGCUCUCAUGCAUUACCUUAAAAUAGUGAUUACUGAAAACAACAGGCAGUGGUGGCACAGUGACAAUUUCUGUGAUAGUCAUUCUCCCCGUUUCGAACACCAACAAAGAUAACCCAGGACCUAGAAUCGAUUGCAUCGAUUAAGAGACUUACAAGCAGAGACACCUUCGACCAUUUAAGUGUCGCACAGUCGAAGAGAUCGACGCAUUAACUAAAAGAGAGUCACCGAGAUUUUUGAAGAGAGUUUCAAAGAAUUUUGAAGAUUAUUGAAGAGAUUUACGAAAAAUUUUAAAGGGAGUUACGAAGAUUAUUGAAGACAGUUACGAAGAUUUAUCACAAUGACUACUGUACAAGCUCCGUGCGACAUCAACCUUCCUGCUGUGUCCAAACAGGAAGAGAACCUGGACCUUCUGGCGCUCACGAUGGCAGCACUGCGCUUCGUUAACCCUUGGACCGUUGAGAAAAAACCUAGCCCUUGGUCCGAGCCCAUAGAGCCGGGCUCGCCUGAAGCCAAAGACCGCACCAUAACCCUGGCGGAAGUCAGCCACCAUGACACAGCUCAAGACUGCUGGGUCGUUAUAUACGACCGCGUCUACGACAUCACUUCCUUCCUUGAAGAGCACCCUGGUGGCGCAGAUGUGAUGCUGGAGUACGCGGGCCAGGACGCCAGCACUGCUUUCAGGAGUUCUGGACAUUCGCGGAACACUUCCCGCACCCUGGACCGGUUCCUCGUCGGGGAACUUCCCAUGCACGAGAGAAUGUACAGGAGACCUGGGGGCAUGCGGCUUAGUGACAUACCAGAUUAAAAUACAAGAAAUCGGCGAACAUUGUUCUGAAUAAAUUGGAUUUCGUUUCUAUAAAAAACAAAUUAUUUUUAAGCACAGGGAACUUCAAGAUGUGAUGUGAUAUUUUAAAUUAUUAUAAAUCUGAAUUCAGGGCACAAUAUCACGCUAUUCAGCUCGUGCAAAUACUUUAUUGCUUUCGUGUAAUAAUUUCAUUUUUUGCCUUAUCAUACAAGUAGCAACCAGAUUGUUAACCUUUCUGUUAAAUGUCAUGAGCUUUGAUAUGGAAUUCUCUGUAAAAAUUAAUGAAUGAUUGCCUAUCCAAAGUACUUACUUAAUAUUAACUAGCUAGUAACAUAGAAAACUUUUAGAAUUGUAUUGAUUGAAUACAUUACUUACUUGAGUACUGUGUGUGUAUUGUGAAUUUCGCCUGCAUUAAGUCAAUCUCUACAUAUAGUAUGCAUUUAUUUAUUAUAUAUCCAGUAUUAAUAAGUUCAACUUGUAGAAGUUAGUUUAAAUAUGUAAUUCAUAAAAUACUUACAUUGACUUCAUAUUUUUAAAUUAAAUCAAAAUUGUUAACUUUCUCAUAUUGAAUUCGUAUGAGUAUCAAAGUUCCUAUUUUUAUAUAAAUUUUAAAAUAAAAUUAUUACAAUAAUGA
This is a messenger RNA of Amyelois transitella, 1507 nucleotides long. RefSeq lists its product as uncharacterized. Gene Ontology annotation, molecular function: heme binding. Lineage: Eukaryota; Metazoa; Arthropoda; Insecta; Lepidoptera; Pyralidae. The coding region runs from base 406 to 873 and encodes 155 amino acids. Gene Ontology annotation, cellular component: intracellular membrane-bounded organelle; membrane. The transcript is spliced from 3 exons. The record is from RefSeq and is a predicted model, not a curated record.